Dipodomys ordii (Ord's kangaroo rat) is the source of this 2977-nucleotide messenger RNA. It is a transcript of the gene Cog7, whose product is annotated as component of oligomeric golgi complex 7. The transcript has 16 exons. Gene Ontology annotation, biological process: Golgi organization; intracellular protein transport; retrograde vesicle-mediated transport, Golgi to endoplasmic reticulum. Lineage: Eukaryota; Metazoa; Chordata; Mammalia; Rodentia; Heteromyidae. The record is from RefSeq and is a predicted model, not a curated record. Bases 434 to 2629 code for a protein of 731 amino acids. Gene Ontology annotation, cellular component: COG complex.
CGCCGCCGCUUUCUACAGCGGUGACCUUCAACCCACUUCUUCUUGCCCCGUUGUGAGGAAUAAAAGUGGCAUCGAGACCGUAGUGGCCCUGUGAUGACCUUACAGUAAGCGCACGGCUUACUGCUCAGCAAGCAGAAGAGCAAUGGCCGUUUCUGCCCAGAGCUCCCAGUCCCGGCGUUUCCUACUCCUCCCCCUCAUACCCACUGCGCAGGCGCAGCGUCGGCCGUCGCCGUGGUAACGGCCCUCCACUUCCGGGAGGGGGACGGCGCGCGGCGAGGGCCACGCCAGCAGGAAUUUCCAAGUUCGGCCUUGGGCGGGCGUUCUCUGAGGCCGGCCCUGCCGUCUCGCGGUGCCGCCCGCCUCUGCGUCCCCGUGGCCACCCCCGGGGUAGCUCUCGAGGCCUCUCAGCCCGUCAGGCCCGGGCCGCGCCGCCAUGGACUUCUCCAGGUUCCUGGCGGACGACUUCGACGUGAAGGACUGGAUCAACGCGGCCUUCAGGGCCGGGCCCAAGGAGGCGGCCGCGGGGACGGCGGACGGCCACGCGGCCACGCUGGUCAUGAAGCUGCAGCUGUUCAUCCAGGAGGUGAACCACGCCGUGGAAGAAACGAGUCACCAGGCCCUUCAGAGCAUGCCCAAAGUGCUCCGUGAUGUCGAAGCCCUGAAACAGGAGGCGUCAUUCCUGAAAGAACAAAUGAUUCUUGUCAAGGAGGACAUUAAGAAAUUUGAGCAGGAUACGUCACAGUCAAUGCAGGAUACAGCUGUGAUUUCUGCCAAGCUCAUUGGUAUGCAGAACAGCUUGAUGAUACUUGUGGAUACCCCAGACUACUCCGAAAAGUGUGUGCACUUGGAGGCGUUGAAGAACAGGCUGGAGGCCCUGGCCAGCCCCCAGAUUGUGACAGCAUUCAACUCCCAGUCUGUCGAUCAGUCCAAAGCAUUCGUGAAGAUCUUCAGUGAAAUUGACCGGAUGCCUCAGCUCCUGGCCUACUACUACAAGUGCCACAAGGCACCCCUUCUCGCAACCUGGCAGGAACUGUGUCAGAGCGACCUUCCACUGGACCGGCAGCUCACCGGCCUGUACGACGCCCUGCUUGGUGCCUGGCACACGCAGAUCCAGUGGGCCUCACAGGUUUUCAAAAAUCCCCACGAGGUGGUGACGGUGCUGCUGAUUCAGACCCUGGGGGCCCUGGUGCCCUCCUUGCCCGGGUGCCUCAGCGCCGGGGUGGAGCGGGCGGGGCCCGAGCUGGAGCUCAGCAAGCUGCUGGAGUUCUACGAUACUACCGCCCACUUCGCCAAGGCACUGGAGAUGGCUCUUCUUCCCCACCCACAUGAGUACAACCUGGUGAAAGUGGUGGAGCUGGUGGAUGCGGUGUAUGGGCCUUACAAACCCUACCAGCUGAAGUAUGGCAGCCUAGAAGAGAGCAACCUCCUCAUCCAGAUCAGCGCUGUGCCACUGGAGCACGGGGAAGUCAUUGACUGUGUGCAGGAGCUGAGCCACUCCGUGAACAAGCUCUUCAGCCUGGCAUCUGCAGCUGUCGACCGAUGUGCCCAGUUCACCAAUGGCCUGGGAACCUGUGGCCUGCUGACAGCCCUGAAAUCCCUCUUUGCCAAGUAUGUGUCAGAUUUCACCAAUGCACUCCAGUCCAUCCGGAAGAAGUGCAAACUGGAUGACAUCCCUCCCAGCUCCCUGUUCCAGGAAGACUGGACGGCGUUUCAGAAUUCCAUCAGGAUAAUAGCCACCUGUGGAGAGCUCUUGCGGCAGUGUGGGGACUUUGAGCAGCAGCUAGCAAACAGGAUUUUGGCCACUGCUGGGAAGUAUCUGUGCGACUCCUACAGCCCUCGGAGCCUGGCUGGCCUUCAGGAGGGCGUCCUCGCAGACAAGAAGAGCUCGGCCCGGAACCCAUGGCAGGAGUACAAUUACCUGCAGAAAGACAGCCCGACCGAGUACGCCAGCUUGAUGGAGAUGCUUUAUAACCUCAAGGAGAAAGGCUGCAGCAAUCACACCCUGCUGGCCUCAUCCCGGGCAGCCCUGACCCGGCUCAACCAGCAAGCCCACCAGCUGGCCUUCGAUUCCGUCUUCCUGCGCAUCAAACAGCAGCUGCUGCUCGUUUCCAAGAUGGACAGCUGGAACACAGCUGGCAUUGGAGAAACGCUGACGGAUGAGCUGCCCGCCUUCAGCCUCACCCCGCUGGAGUACAUCAGCAACAUUGGGCAGUAUAUCAUGUCCCUGCCCCUGAAUCUCGAGCCCUUCGUCACCCAAGAGGACUCUGCCUUGGAGCUGGCCUUGCACGCCGGGAAACUCCCCUUUCCUCCUGAGCAAGGAGACGAGCUGCCUGAGCUGGACAACAUGGCCGACAACUGGCUGGGCUCCAUCGCCAGAGCCACAAUGCAGACCUACUGCGACGUGGUCCUCCAGAUCCCAGAGCUGACCCCACACGCCACCAAGCAGCUGGCCACUGACAUCGACUAUCUGAUCAACGUGAUGGACGCCCUGGGCCUGCAGCCCUCCCGCACCCUGCAGAACAUCGGGACCCUCCUGAAGGCCAAGCCCGAGGACUACAGGCAGGCCAGCAAAGGUCUGCCGCGCCGCCUGGCCACCACGGUGGCUGCCAUGAGGGGUGUGAAUUUCUGACCCCCCUGGAGAAGCGGUCAGGGCCGAUGUCUGCAGCCACAGCCAAUCAGACGGACCGGGGCCGACACGUGCUGGCGGUGGGGUAGGGCUUGCUCUUAAGUGACCUGGUUCUUUCGUAUAAUGAAGGAAAGGUGGUAAGCUGGGCACAGCGAGCCACCGGAUUGCAGGAGUGGGAUUAGCCAGCACCUCUGGCACGGGGCAGGAGUUCAGGCAGCCUGGGCUACACAGGGAGACCCUGUCUCAGACAAAACAAGUUUAUAAAUGAGAAGGGUAUUAUUUAUUAGAACUUUUCAGAUGAUUUUUUUAAAUAAAUGAUCUUAAACAUGAAUUAACACUGAAAUGAAAGCG